Carassius gibelio (silver crucian carp) is the source of this 2145-nucleotide messenger RNA. RefSeq names its product granulocyte colony-stimulating factor receptor. The transcript has 9 exons. Gene Ontology annotation, molecular function: protein binding; cytokine receptor activity. Gene Ontology annotation, cellular component: membrane. The coding region runs from base 1 to 1293 and encodes 430 amino acids. The record is from RefSeq and is a predicted model, not a curated record. NCBI's taxonomy places the organism in Eukaryota, Metazoa, Chordata, Actinopteri, Cypriniformes, Cyprinidae.
AUGACUUUAGCAGCUCCGACUGGCAGCCUGGACACAUGGCUUAAAGUGGAUGAUCAGAAUGCACAGCUCUACUGGAAGCCCUCAGAAAAUUUCCGGCCCAACGGCUGGAAUUUGUCAUACAUUGUUGAAUCAAUGGAACCAAAAAGGAAUUUGUGUAUUACGCAAGAAAGCCACUGCUUUUUCAAUCUUACCGAGAAGGUUGAAAAGGUUUACCUGAGAGCCACUAACGCAGCGGCAAGCUCGGAUCAUACCGAAGUACUGGUGUAUCGGAAAAAAGGGCUGGGCUCUGUCUCUAAUUUCAGUGUUCAUCCCCAGUCCGAGACGUCUGUGCUGUUGGUGUGGGGAGGGACACCAGCGUCCCACACAGUCACAGGAUAUGUGCUUGAGUGGAGAUCUCUGAAUGAGAUGCCGGAAGCUCCCCUGUCCUUCAUUCUGAUGGACAAAAACAUCUCCAGUACCAUACUAACAGGGUUAAGGCCUGACAAACAUUAUCAGAUCUCUAUUUAUCCCAAAUACGAUAGAGGGAUUGGAUUUCCAUACAUUUUGCCAUACAGCUUUCAGACAGCAUCCUCUGUGGCUCCAGUGUCGAAUAUUAUAAGAGAACAUUCCAAUGAGAAAAAUGGAACCAUUCGAGAUGGAAUUGAAAUGACGAUGUUUGUUAUCCCAAUAUACAUUGGGUUAUCACUUUUCAUCAUUGUUGUGUUUGCAUGUUUUGGGAAAACUGAACGGGUGAAGAUGUGUUUGUGGCCUAUAAUUCCUGAUCCUGCCAACAGCAGCAUUAAGAAGUGGACCACCACAUAUUCAAUGGAGGGCAUUCCUUCCUUUGUAGAAGACAAGGAUUCUGUGUUAGUGUACCUGUCCCGCUUCAGUCUUCUUGAUCUGGAUGAGAAAGAGCCGUUCAAGAGUGACUAUGUCAAGGAAAGCCAGUGGUCACGCGACAUCAACAGUUAUGAUGAAUGUCAUUCCUCAUUGCAGACCUGUGUCCAAUACGAUUCGGAGAAUGACAGGGAUUCUGUUCCUUAUGCCACAGUGGUUUUCAGUGGUCCAUAUCAAAACCAUUCAUCCUGUCGGCCACCCUACGUUCGCUCCGAGUCCACACAGCCUCUGUUAGGAGCGGACGACCCCUGCAGCCCCCCACCGUAUGAGAAUGUGUCACCAAGCGGCAGUGUUUCCAAAGUACAACGCUUCAGCACAUUCCCUCAGAGUUUCACUGAGAGUGAGGAGAAUGAAGAACUUUGGGAAGAAUUUCCUAUGCUUAGAUCUUUAGAGCUCAGGGGUACUGAUCAUACCUAAACUCAGAUUCAUCCAUUUCCUGUUUAUGUGCUUCUUUUUUAAGAAUAUGUGUUUCAUUUUGAUUUUGAGCGUAUGUACAAACAUACAAAAAUAUGCAUUCGGAACCACAGCUGAUGGAUUUGGCUCACACGACAGAUCUGUUUUUAAAAGUGAUUAGCAAAAAAACUAAGAAAAAAAAAAAUCAUUAUUAACUUUCUGCAGAAUUGCUAGGGACUGCUUAUAGGUUAAACGGACCACUGGUAUUACAAUGAAUGAGAGAAAAUGGUACUUACCUUUUCCAAGUAAGAAGAAAGCCAAUCAGUAAAAUCACUGCCUGGUCUUUAUGUGAAACUUGUCUCAAGAAAUCACAUUUUAAGAAUUUUACAAGAAUACAGUUAAAUCUGGCAUUAUAACAACACUUCCUCUGGAAAGGACAAAUUAAAAGAGUUAAAUGAUUUCUCGUCUAAUUUUAGACCGGAACGUGUGGGAAUGCAAUGUUUUUAGUAUGUUUUCUUGAAGCUCUGCAGAAGCUCAGCAUGGCCUCUGUCUUUACAGUGAGCUUUAUUAAGGUGAUGUUGCAUUACAAACCAACAUGAAAAGUGCAGUCCAGAGUGUUUAGCUUCAUGACUUCAAGUUCUUGUACUCAAUAUAAAUAAUUAAAUGUGUCUUGCAGAUGUUUUGAGGCAAUGUCAAUUAGUUCUGCAGUAUAAUAUGGAAUUUGAGUUUUUUUUUUUAUUAUUAUUAUUACUGAAUGAUUAGUGUUUUAAACAAAUUGGCUGUGUGACUGGUUCAUUGACUCAUAGUCACUUGUUUCACUACUGAUUAUAAUCAGUGGUUUGAACAAAUGGGUUGAAUAAAUGAUUCAAUGACUCA